AUGCUUUCCCAGUCGCGCAGAAGCAGACCCUGGAGAGAGUCAGGCGCUGUCUUGAUUCGACGCUUAGACACGCAAGCGCGAGCCUGGCGAGCCACGUGGCGGCAGCCCAGAAUCACGUACAUAGAGGAGGUCAGGGCUGUGCAAUGCUACCGCCCAAAUAGGUACCUGGUGCGCAUCAGAGGUGGCACUAUGGCGAAGCUGUCAUGCAUAUAUAGAGUGCUCGUUCCCCCGUGGGGCGACAACAUCACCAACAUUGCGCUGCGCUCUGGCCCGUGCCUUCUGAGCGGUGCCCUGCGGAACAGUCGGAGCGAGUCCCAGCCAUCGGCGGAGAGCCUGCCUAGGGCGCCCUUGCAGUGCAGGGCACCAUGCCUCUCGGGCGCUUCGCGUGCGCUGCUCCGGUGCCACGACCACUCUAUACAUGAGAGCUACGGCCGCGUGACCCGUGGGGACCUCAAGCCGUUGGUCACCGUGGAGUGCGCGGAGGACGAGGACCACCGCACCAAGACUACAGUGGAGGCCCAUGCCAAGAAACACCCUGCUGGCCUCCAGGGUGCCCUCGGCUUCUUGGGCUUCGAUGGUUUUGCGAUGGAGAGCGUGGCGUUCCCGCACCACAAAUGA
Prorocentrum cordatum is the source of this 618-nucleotide messenger RNA. NCBI's taxonomy places the organism in Eukaryota, Dinophyceae, Prorocentrales, Prorocentraceae. The record is from the annotation of a GenBank genome assembly.